This is a messenger RNA of Phaeoacremonium minimum UCRPA7, 1164 nucleotides long. RefSeq names its product putative zn 2cys6 transcription factor protein. Gene Ontology annotation, molecular function: DNA binding; zinc ion binding. Gene Ontology annotation, biological process: DNA-templated transcription. The transcript has 3 exons. Bases 1 to 1164 code for a protein of 387 amino acids. The record is from RefSeq and is a predicted model, not a curated record. Gene Ontology annotation, cellular component: nucleus. Lineage: Eukaryota; Fungi; Ascomycota; Sordariomycetes; Togniniales; Togniniaceae.
AUGCUUCACAGGCAGACUUUCUACGCCGACUACGAGCAUUUCUGGUCUUUGCCGCAACCGGAGAAGGAUCGUGUGGACGCUUCAUUUGUCGCUCUCAUUUUCGUCAUGCUUGCCCUAGGUACGCAAUUCGUCACAAGCACUACGGCAAGAGAGAGGAAACAGACCGCAGAAUUCUAUGCAUCUGCCAGCAAUCAAGCUCUGCGUAUGAGCUCCUAUUUGAGCACUGCCAGUCUAAGGUCAAUCCAGGCCAUGGUGCUGAUUGUCUAUUUCCUGAUCAACGACAACCAUGCAUCUGAUGGGUGGGCUUUCGCUGGUAUUCUCAUGAGGCAAGCCUACGCCAUGGGUCUGCAUCGAGAUCCUAAUAUUGUCACACCUGAUGCUACCAUAUUUGAGAAGCAACAACGGCGGAAAGUCUGGCAGGCUGUCUUACACCAAGACACCUUCUUGACUGUUCUGUUGGCUCUUCCACCUAACGCAACGCACACAGAUGUCAAUGUGGACGACCUCAUGGACGACUCGUCCUCCAUCGCACACAGCAACCCGAUGGACACCGCCUAUAUCCGCGGUUCCUGGACGCUGGCGAAUCUGGUGCAGGAGACAAUAUGCAGUCCCCGCUGUCUUGAUCUCCCCAUUUGCGCAACGGCUCGCCACAAGUCUAAGCUUAUCGCUGACUUCCGCGCCGUGUACCGGUCAUUCCCCGAUACCUUCCGCAGCUGGGAUCCUGACACCAUCGCCACGAUGGCGCAGAAUAAUAAACGCGUCGUGCGCCAGACUCUCUUCCUGACGAGCAACUACUUCCACAACCUGAUGCUCGUCCACGCCUCAGAGGGCCCAGAUGUGCCCGUCAACGUAAGGGGGACGUUGGAAGCCGCACACGACGCCAUCAACUCGUUCUUCAUGCUCUACAACCUGUUUGAGCUGGAGGCACGGGUGUGGUGGGUGUUCAACCAUCGCGCGUUCCUCGAAGCGCUGUGUAUCGGCAGCGUCUUGCGCGAGGCCAUGAGGGAUCCCAAUACCGCAGACGUGAUGGCCAAGGAUCCGCUGUUCGUGAGGGCCAAGUCUGAUAUAACACGCAUGAUUGCAAUCUUGCACGCCAUGGGGGAUGGCGAGAACGGCUCAGAGGUGGCAAGGACGCGAGUCCAAGUGCUUAAUGAGUUCUUGUGA